GUCCGUGGGGUCAUAGGUCUAUGGUGCGUGUGUCAUUCAGCAAGAAACUUUGUAACUAUACUUGCUUAAGUUUCCACAUAAAAGAAGUAUCCAAAACUUUUGGGUUUCGAAACUUAUCCAGCAAGAGGGGCGAGCAUCAGUGGAGAUGCAGACCCUUGUGAAGCCCCGCUGGGGCGCACUACUCGUGGUGAUCGCCUGGCUGGCCGUUGGAGUCAAAGUGGCUAGAGGAUCAUCAAACGUUCGUCUUCGAGACGGAGGGUCCAUCUACGAAGGCCGAGUGGAGGUCUACGCCAACGGCCAGUGGGGCACCGUGUGCGACGACCUUUGGGACCUGAACGACGCCAACGUGAUCUGCCGUGAGCUGGGCUUCGGAGCGGCCCUGACGGCGGCCUCGCACGCCCAGUACGGCCCCGGACAGGGACCGAUACAACUGGACGAUCUGGGAUGCACGGGGCAAGAGAGCUCUAUCUUUGACUGCUCGCAUGCUGGGGUACAGCAGCACAACUGUGGGCACUCGGAGGAUGCUGGGGUGCAGUGCUCGGAGCCUGCAAAUGGAGGAGAUACGGACGACAACGUCAGACUGGUCAACGGCCCAAACUCCCACAGCGGUCGCGUUGAAAUCCGGCUGAACGGUGUUUGGGGCACGGUGUGUGACGACAUGUGGGACAUGCAAGAUGCAGUGGUGGUGUGUAGAUCCCUGGGCUACCCCGGGGCUAGCUCGGCCCUGGUGCGGUACGGUGCCGGCACCGGGGCGAUCCUGCUGGAUGAUCUGAGGUGCACCGGGCAGGAACAGAGGUUGGAGGAUUGUCAGCAUAACGGUGUGGGAACCCAUAACUGCGGUCAUUAUGAAGAUGUAGGCGUGGAUUGUUUGACUCAAGCAGAUCCAGUGGUCCAAGUGCGCCUCCAAGGCGGAACGACAGACAACGAAGGCCGUCUAGAGAUCAACCUCAACGGUGGGACCUGGGGCACGGUCUGUGAUGAUGGAUGGGGGAUGGAGGAGGCACAGGUGGCCUGUCGUAUGCUAGGCUUCCCCGGGGCAAUAGCCGCGAGGUGGGCCGCGUUCUUUGGCCAGGGGAGCGGUGACAUCUACCUGGAUGACGUGCAGUGCGACGGGUCCGAGCAGUCGCUGCUGAAAUGCACCUACGUGGAUCGGUACAGCCAGAACUGUCAGCAUAGCGAGGAUGCGGGCGUCGUGUGCCAGCCACUAAUUCGCCUCGCCGGUGGGGAUCGGCCCAACCUAGGCCGGGUUGAGCUGUACCACGAAGGAGCUUGGGGUACAGUCUGUGACGACCAGUGGGACAUCAAUGACGCUGGCAUCGUGUGUCGUCAGCUGGGUUACUAUGGAGCGAAGGCCAGUGUGGGUAGUGCUCGCUUCGGCCCGGGAUCUGGGGACAUCCUCCUGGAUCAGUUGGGGUGUCUAGGAUGGGAGAGUGACCUCUUCGGAUGUCCACACGGGGGGCUGGGGAACCAUGACUGUCAUCAUGGGGAGGACGCUGGAGUCAUCUGUAACGUGAACGUUCGUCUGGUUGACGGUGCGUCCAGCAAUGAAGGCCGUGUGGAGGUCUACUUUCACGGCGAGUGGGGUACAGUAUGCGAUGAUGGAUGGUCGCUGGACAAUGCCCGCGUGGUCUGCCGUGAGCUCGGCCUUGGAGAUGCCCAGGAAGCCACUCAGAAUGCUCGCUUCGGUCCUGGAACCGGGCACAUCUAUCUGGACGACGUUGGGUGCUCUGGGAAUGAGGAUACCCUGAUAGAGUGCAGUCACCUAGCCAUCGGGAUCCAUAACUGCAUGCACUCGGAGGAUGCUGGCGUCAUAUGCCAAGCACAAGAUUCGAUUCGGCUGAGUGGCGGAGACAACAAUCGCGAGGGCCGUGUGGAGGUUUUCUACAACGGCGUCUGGGGCACCGUCUGUGACGACUCCUGGGAUCUGAACGAUGCCACGGUAGCCUGCCGUCAGCUGGGCUUCACGAGCGCCCAGUCCGCGCCGACCGGGGCCCACUUCGGCCAGGGGGUGGACCCGGUGUACCUGGAUGAUGUGCAGUGUACGGGGAGCGAAGCUACGCUGAUGUCUUGCGAGCAUUCCGGCAUCGGGCAGCACAACUGUGGUCACGGGGAAGACGCGGGCGUGGUUUGCAACUCCCAAGUUGGACUUCGUCUUGUCGGCGGGAUUUCUCGCAACGAAGGGCGGCUGGAGAUCUUCCUCAACGGCGCCUGGGGCACGGUUUGCGACGACUCGUGGGGACUUCAGGAUGCGAGAGUAGCGUGCCUUCAGCUCGGCUUCCCCAAUGCUCUGGCCGCCACGCCCGGCGCGUCUUACGGGAGCGGCACAGGACCAAUUCUGCUGGAUGACGUAGCCUGCGUGGGGCACGAGACCGACCUGAGCAGCUGCCAACAUGCUGGUAUCGGGAGCCAUAACUGUAACCAUGACGAGGAUGCAGGCGUGGUUUGCUUGCCAUCGGUUCGUUUGGUCGGAGGUUCGAACUCCAAUGAAGGACGCGUGGAGGUGUUCUCUGAAGGCACCUGGGGAACGGUCUGCGAUGACGGCUGGGAUGACGACGAUGCAACCGUCAUAUGCCGGGAGCUGGGCUUCCAAGCCACGGCCGAAGCCCUGCCACAGGCUGCCUUCGGCCAGGGACACGGGCUGGACAUUCUCCUUGAUGAACUGGCCUGCCUGGGUGACGAGGAGACGCUGUUGAUGUGCCAACACAACGGGCUGGGGAAUCACAACUGCGGGCAUAGCGAGGACGCCGGUGUCCGCUGCGGUGUAGCAGUCCGACUGGUCGAAGGUUCAAUGCCCAGCGAGGGACGAGUCGAGCUCUUCGCCAACGGUUACUGGGGCACGGUAUGUGACGACGGGUGGGGCCUAGUCGACGCAGGAGUCGUGUGCCGUCAGCUGGGCUUCAGUAGCGCCCAGGAGGCCACAAUGUCGGCUCGAUUCGGCGCGGGGACCGGGGAGAUCCUGCUAGACGAUGUCAGUUGUAGUGGCGGUGAGGAGCGGCUGACGGAGUGCUCGCACAAUGGGAUCGGCAUGCACAACUGUAACCACGGGGAGGACGCCGGCGUGGUUUGCAAUGGGGUGGCAGCGAACAUUCGCCUGGUCGGCGGGUCGGGGCCCUACGAGGGUCGGGUCGAGAUCUUCCACAGCGGCCGCUGGGGCACAGUGUGUGACGACAACUGGGACAUGGUGGACGCGGCCGUGGCUUGCCGUCAGCUGGGCUUCACGGAGGGGGCCGAGCAGGCCACCACAGGGGCCCAGUUCGGUGCCGGUACGGGGGACAUCUGGCUUGACGACGUAGGGUGUAGCGGAGACGAAGCUAUGCUGACAUCCUGUCCGCGCGCGCAGACUCACAACUGCGGUCAUCACGAGGAUGCAGGGGUCGUAUGCUCCACACGAGCACAACUCCGUUUGGUGGGCGGUCCCACCUUUAACCAGGGGAGGGUGGAGAUCUUGCACGAUGGUGUGUGGGGGACGAUCUGUGACGAUGAGUGGGACAUCAACGAUGCACAGGUGGUGUGCCACCAGCUGGGAUUCUUCGAGGCCUCAGCCGCCCACCAGCACGCCGGCUACGGUCAGGGCACAGGCCCCAUCUUCCUGGACAAUGUCCAGUGUCGUGGGGAUGAGACGGACAUCAUGCUGUGCCAACAUAAUGGCAUCGGUCUCAACAACUGCGGUCACUCGGAAGAUGCUGGGGUGUCCUGCGUUGUUGCGAUUCGGCUGCAAGGAGGCAACAGUCCAAGCGAGGGGCGAGUGGAGGUGUUCGGCCGUGGCGAGUGGGGCACCGUCUGUGACGAUCACUGGGACUUGCAAGACGCGCGCGUCGUCUGCCGUCAGCUGGGCUACCCUGCCGCCCAGUCAGCCUGGAGCUCGGCCCACUUUGGCGCUGGCACGGGCCGGAUUCUCCUGGACGAGGUCCAGUGUGAGGGGUCUGAGGAUUCUCUUGGGGAGUGUCUGCACUCCGGACUGGGAACCCACAACUGCGGGCACAAUGAGGAUGCCGGGGUGACCUGCAGCGUGAACGCCAUUCGUCUCGUCGGUGGCACCUCGCCCUUGAACGGCCGCGUGGAGAUCCUUGUGAACGGCCAGUGGGGCACAGUGUGCGAUGACGGCUGGGGAAUAUCGGACGCUCAGGUGGUAUGCCGUGAGCUGGGCUACCAGAACGCCCUGGAAGCACCCACCAACGCACGCUUCGGCGCCGGCACCGGUAGCAUCUUCCUUGACGAUGUAGGCUGUACGGGACGCGAAACGGAGCUCCUCAGCUGCCCGCAUCGGGGAGUCGGCACCCACAAUUGUGGUCAUUCAGAGGAUGCUGGUGUGGUGUGUUCUAAUGCCAUUCGUCUCGUCGGUGGCACCUCGCCCCUGAACGGCCGCGUGGAGAUCCUUGUGAACGGCCAGUGGGGCACGGUGUGCGAUGACAGCUGGGGAAUAUCGGACGCUCAGGUGGUAUGCCGUGAGCUGGGCUACGGGGACGCCCUGGAAGCACCCACCAACGCACGCUUCGGCGCUGGUACCGGUAGCAUCUUCCUUGACGAUUUAGGCUGUACGGGACGCGAGACGGAGCUCAUCAGCUGCCCGCAUCGGGAAGUCGGCACCCACAAUUGUGGUCAUUCAGAGGAUGCUAGUGUGAUGUGUUCUAAUGACAUUCGUCUCAUCGGUGGCACCUCACCCUUGAACGGCCGCGUGGAGAUCCUUGUGAACGGCCAGUGGGGAACAGUGUGCGAUGACGGCUGGGGAAUAUCGGAUGCCCAGGUGGUUUGCCGUGAGAUGGGCUACCAGAGCGCCCUGGAAGCGCCCGGCAACGCACGCUUCGGCGCAGGGACCGGUAGCAUCUUCCUUGACGAUGUAGGCUGUACGGGACACGAGGCGGAGCUCAUCAGCUGCCCGCAUCGGGGAGUCGGCACACACAAUUGUGGUCACCAUGAAGAUGCCGGUGUGGUUUGUUCUAAUGGGGCGGGUAUCCGCCUGGCAGGCAGUCAGAGCGCCACAGAAGGCCGGGUGGAGAUCUCCCACAACGGGGAGUGGGGCACGGUCUGCGACGACUCCUGGGACGACAACGACGCCGCGGUGGCCUGCCGUCAGCUGGGCCUCUCGGGCGCGCACGGCGUGGCCUACCAAGGGAACCAUCACUCCUGGGGUGCUGGCAGCGGGUCCAUCUGGCUGGACGACGUGGUUUGUAGCGGUAGUGAGGCUUCGCUGUGGGACUGCACUCAUCCUGCGGCGGGCGAGCACAACUGCGGCCAUAGCCAGGAUGCAGGUGUCAGCUGUUUUUAUGAUGUAAUAUUAGGAAUCCCAUAACACUCUUUGGAAGGUCGGACAGAUCUUCUCAGAGAACAUUAAUGACUUGACAGUUGGCUCAUUCUCUACUUAGUGAUCUUUAAAAUAAUUUUGUCAAAGAUCUUGAUCCGCUUAUUCCUUUUUUACAAAUUUCGUUUGCAUGUAAGUUAGCAAAAAAAAAAUACAUUGUGAAAAAGUGAAUUGAAUUGUAUCGUAGGUGAAAUGCUUGACAUUUUGAUUCAUUAUGUUACUUGCUGUCAUUUUUUUUAAGGGGGGCAAAUUUCAAGAACCACGCUUUGCAUCGAAACAUAUCUUGCUUUCCAUUGAAAACAUAUUAAAUCUUUAGCUAAAAAAAUAAUUUGUAAUGCAUGCAUUCAUUGCAACCUAUUGAUUUUAACUGAAGUUUUUUUUUAUUAUUGUGUUAUGGUAUCAUGUUCGAUAAAUACUUAGUUUAACAGGAGA
Messenger RNA from Patiria miniata (bat star), 5731 nucleotides. RefSeq names its product deleted in malignant brain tumors 1 protein-like. Lineage: Eukaryota; Metazoa; Echinodermata; Asteroidea; Valvatida; Asterinidae. The transcript is spliced from 19 exons. Bases 146 to 5290 code for a protein of 1714 amino acids. The record is from RefSeq and is a predicted model, not a curated record. Gene Ontology annotation, cellular component: membrane.